Peronospora farinosa is the source of this 1344-nucleotide messenger RNA. The record is from the annotation of a GenBank genome assembly. Lineage: Eukaryota; Oomycota; Peronosporomycetes; Peronosporales; Peronosporaceae.
AUGCUCCGCUCGGUCGUUUGCUCUCCUCGCUCCUCUUUCCUCUCUUUUAAUGGCAGUCGUCGUGCCAAUGUUCGCGUGUCACUUGGAUCCUCGUACCUGCAGCAUUGGACACGGUCUUUUGGAGCGUCAAACGAAGACAAUAAGACGUCGGUCAUGCUACAGGUAGAGGACGGUCCUGGCGCGCUACAGGAAACGCUCAAGUUUUUCUGGAAGCAUGAUGUGAACAUGACGCGCAUCGAGUCACGUCCGGCUAAAGGCCAUAACAUGAACUAUUGCUUUUACAUUGAUUUUGAGGGCAAGCGUGGUCAACCAAUGGUAGACGAGCUCAUGGCGGACCUUUCGAAGAAUUGUUUGGACGUCAUAGUGCUUCACGACAAGAAGGUGCCGUGGUUCCCUCGCAAGAUCAAAGAGCUUGACCGCUCGGUGUCCAACAUCCUUGAUGCCGGAACGGAUCUGGAAUCGGACCAUCCGGGCUUCAGCGACCAAGAGUACCGUAGACGCCGGAACAUAUUUGCUGAUAUCGCCCAUAACCACCGCCAGGGAGAUGCCAUUCCGCAUAUAGACUACACCAAAGAUGAGGUGAAAACUUGGGGAGUCAUUUACAAACGGAUGAAGAAGAUGUGGAAGCAACACGCGUGUGAUGAGUUCAAUUAUAUUGUCCCGCUACUCGAGAGCAAUUGUGGGUACGCUGAGGACAACAUCCCGCAGCAGCAGGAUAUCUCAAACUUCCUAAAGGAGUGUACGGGUUUCGUUCUGCGUCCUGUGGGAGGGCUUCUGUCGGCACGUGACUUUCUGAAUGGACUUGCGUUUCGAGUCUUUUUCUCGACUCAAUACAUUCGCCACCAUUCGAUGCCGUUGUACACGCCGGAGCCCGAUAUUUGCCAUGAGCUCAUGGGCCACGCACCAAUGUUUGCUGACCCUGACUUUGCAGACUUCUCGCAUGAAGUUGGUCUUGCCUCUCUCGGAGCAUCAGACGAAGAGAUCGAACGUCUUGCCACUUGCUACUGGUUUUCUGUUGAAUUCGGACUUACGAAGCAGCAUGGCAAGUACAAGGCGUAUGGAGCUGGACUGCUUUCUAGUUUUGGCGAGAUGGAGUAUGCCUGUGCGAACAACAGUCCUGCGGAGACUGAUGUGCCGGAAUACCGUUCUUGGGAUCCAUUUUCGGCUUGCAAGCAGAAGUAUCCUAUAACGACCUACCAGCCUGUGUACUACGUGGCUGACAGCUUGUUUGACGCCAAGGAAAAGAUGCGUGGUUUUUGUGAAGACCUAAAGAAGCCUUUCCAAGCUCGGUACAACCCGUACUCUCAGACGGUGACAAUUGACCGUGCCGUUCAGCGCCUGUAG